GGGGGUGAUCAGGACGAUUUUUAAAAAAAUCUACAUUGACCUGGGAAGACGUUCUGCAAUUAAAGGCUGAAAAUGAAGAAAUUUUUGCAAAACAAAAAAAGCAGAUCUUCAUUGCGCCAGACCAAACGCAGCUCUCGGUGUCAAUCCAAAGAUUUCUUCCUCAGCAUGCCGGCGUCUAACCAGGGCUGGCCUGAGGAAUUUGGAUUCCAGCUUGGUGGGAAUGGACCGAGCUACAUCCUAUCUGUAGAGGAAGGAAGCAGCGCCCAACUGGCCGGCCUUCAGGCUGGAGAUCAAGUGUUGGAAAUCGAAGGCCACAAUGUGUCAACGCUUUGUCCGCAAGCUGUUGUUGCCAUCGCCCAGACGCAGAAGAACAUCCCGCCCAGCAUUGGUGUGGUGUCCCGUAUCCAGCAGAUGGACAUCGUACCAGGUCCUGAUGGCCGUUACGGUUUCACCAUUGUGGGAGAUUGCCCAUUGCUGGUGGAGGACUGCUUACCGUGCUCCCCGGCGGGCCGUGCGGGUUUGAGGGCAGGCGACUGCGUGAUGGAGGUCAACGGCAUCCCUGUCAGGCAGCACGAGAUGGCCGCGGCGCUCAUCAAGUCUUCCCAGGGGAGGACUUUGCGGUUGGGCGUGCUGGGCCUUGGCACGAGGCAGAAAGUCAGCCUCGGCAUGGAGGAUAACCGGAUCGGAGGGGAAAGCACAAGAGCGGACCGGAAAUACAAGGCCCUGGAGUUCAACGGGAAGGUUGAGCAGAUUUUAAGCGAGGAGCCCAACGUGAAGGAGAGACUCUUCAGCGUGCUGAAGCAAUACGCGGCGGAGAAGAAUGUCGACUGGUUGGCCUCCGUCUUGCCCGAAAUCCUCAUCACUGAUGACCAUCGACAGCUCAUCUCCAAUAUCAGAAUCUUCAUUCCCAAGAAGCACCGACAGCGCUUCGACGAAUCCGUCUCCCAGAACGUAAUCAACAGGCUGCGUCGCAGUAAGAGCAUCAGCGAACCGCAGGGCAGAAUCCGUCGCAGCCGGAGCGAGGACCACUCGGACCGCCACCACGGGACCAAACGGGCCAGUUCGGUGCCCCGGGAUGGAGGCGAACCUGGUGGGAGGGGCGAGGGGGAAAGAGACAGAGCCCACAGGAAGUCAGUCUCCGGAGUACCGACACAUCCUCCCAUUGGACCCAAUCAGAGGCUCAUCCGCGUCUACAGAGGCAAGAAGACCUUUGGCUUCACGCUGCGGGGUCACGCUCCGGUUUGCAUCGAUUCAGUCAUCGCAGAUAGUCCGGCUGAAGAAUGUGGACUUAAACCGGGCGACCGCAUCCUCUUUCUCAAUGGACUGGAUAUGAGGAACUGUUCCCAUGAAAAGGUGGUGUCAAUGCUGCAGGGCAGCGGUGCGAUGCCCACGCUGGUUAUAGAAGACGGUCCGUCUGAUUACUCCUCAGACCCGACAGAAGCGGAGGAAACUCCCAGUCUGUCUUCCAACACCUUGCCGCGCUCUAGAUCUCCUGUCCUCAGCUCCCUCCAGUGGGUGGCAGAGAUCCUUCCGCCAAGCAUCAAAGUCCACGGGCGGACAUUCGGCCAGCAGCUGGACCACUUAUUGACAAUCCAGGAACGGUACACUGUCUGCAAGGCCCUGGAGACCUUCUUUCAGCACAGGAAUGUGGACACCCUUAUAGUAGAUGUAUUCCCAGUCUUGGACACGCCGGCUAAGCAGCUGAUCUGGCAAUUUAUUUACCAGUUGCUGACUUACGAUGAGCAGGAACGCUGUCAAAGCAAGCUGUCACGCUUCCUGGGUUUCAAAAGCAGCGCUGUAUUAGAGCCCGAAACGGGUUCGGAGCACCACCGGAGAAGCAGCUCAGUGCGAAUAUCUGGGACAUCGUAUCGCGGCUGCGUGCGAGAGAGGAGUUCUGAUGACUGCAUCAUCGGAACUCACCUGGGAAUGGGAAUUCAUGUGGAUGAAUGUGGCAGCCAGGAGGAGAGGCAGUCGGGAGACGGAACCUCCUUCCCCGAGUCUCCUGACCUCAGCCAUAUGUCAGGUGUUUACACGGAGCUGGAGAAUGUGUACGCAGGGAAGAGCGUGUCUCCGCUGCAUGGGGUCGCCCAGGCGGAGUCCGAGGGGCCGGGACAGACUGAGGCCUACGGCCGCUCUCUCUCCCCCCUCACGCUUCCCCCUCUCAAAGGCAACCGGAAGUCAGGCUUGUCCCUCACCUGGAAGGAGCCCCUCCCUACCAACGUCUACGGGAUCCACCACCAAAGCAGCGUGGACUCCAAUCCCUACGUCAGCCUGGAGAGCCCCCCAACGUCUCCCCAACACAGCCCCGGCACGUUGGGCCGCCGCAAGAAGCUGUUCACCUUUUCCCGCCUGCCCCGCAGCCGGGAUACCGACAAAUUCCUUGAUGCCCUCAGCGAGCAGUUGGGCCGGCGGGUCACGCCGGCGGAUGACUACGUGCCGGGCGAGAACGACUAUGAGGAGAUAUAUCAAGGUGCUUGUCAUGGUUUCAGAAGAAGAGGUGCGCCUAUGAGCUUCCCUGAGGAUCAGGACACGGGUUUCAUGCAUCGGCAACUCAGCAGUGGCAGCAGUGAGGAACACAGUAGCAGUGACGAGGUUUCCUCUCCCUGCUACUCUUCUGGCUCCGAGCACAUUCCCCCUCCUCCGAAACAGAGCCCCCCACCCCCUCCACCCUUCCAAGUCUUGUUACCGCCUCCGGUCCAGUUCACGGAUCCCGUGCCACCCGUCCGCUUCUCCCCAGAACACGUCCCCCGCAGUCGGAUGCCCUUCCAGCCCCACCAUCCCAUCAUCCCACCUCCGCCACCCCCGCUGAGGACCCUCCUGUCCAACCGCUCCCCGCUCCACAAGGUCUCGCCCACCAGGGAGGACGCGGACGAACAGCGUUUCCAAACGCUGUCUCGCGGCCGCACCACCUUCACCACGACCACCAUCCUGCGCUCGUCCCGCCCCGGCUACCUCCCCCGCCAGCUCAGCCAACCGCAGCCCAUUUGCCAGCCGUCCCCGCUGCCGUCUCCGCAGACAUUACGGCCCAGCCAGCUCGUCCUGCACAGGCACCAUCAGCUCCACCACCAGCACAGCUACCAGGGUCCGCUGCCCACGUCCAUCGAAGAUCACAGCCCACCGCGGAGUCACAAACAAGACCCCGCCGCCUCAUUUAGCAAACCCUCAAGCUCUCACUCCGCCCUCUGCAGCCACACGAAAAUACCCAGACAAGAGCCAGAGUGUCAGCAGGCUCCUCCCCCUCCUCCUCCUCCCUUGCCCCCACCCUGCGACCCACCUCCACUCCCAAAACCGGGUCAAGCCUUAGACACCAAUCACAUGAGCGUGAAGAGGCUGCGCUGGGAGCAGGUGGAGAACUCCGAGGGAACCAUCUGGGGUCAGCUCGGGGAGGAUUCCGACUACGACAAGCUCACGGACAUGGUCAAGUAUUUGGACCUUGAUCUGCACUUUGGUACUCAACGCAGAUCCAUGUCUCCACCAGAGCCGACCUUCCUGCCUGAGAACUUAAAAAAGAAAGAUGUUGUGGAGAUUCUGUCUCACAAGAAAGCCUACAAUGCGUCCAUCCUCAUCGCCCAUCUGAAGCUCUCCCCCGACGAGCUACGGCAGGUGCUGAUGGACAUGACCACUGACAGGCUGGAGCCCGCCCACAUCAAGCAGCUACUGCUCUACGCCCCCGACGAGGACGAAGUCAAAAAGUACGAGCAGUUUGAGCAAGACCCGGCCAAACUGAGCGAGCCCGACCAGUUCAUUUUCCAGAUGCUGAUGGUACCCGAGUAUAAGACCCGUCUGAGGAGUCUCCACUUCAAGACCACCUUGCAGGAGAGGAUGGAAGAGAUGAAGGUGGCCUAUGAUUACAUCUACAAGGCCUCAGUGGAGCUGAAGACCAGCAAAAAAUUGGCCAAAAUCCUCGAGUUUGUACUUGCUAUGGGGAAUUACCUCAACAACGGCCAACCAAAAAGCCACAGGACCACCAGCUUUAAGAUCAAUUUCCUCACCGAGCUCAGCACGACCAAAACGGUGGACGGGAAAUCUACUUUUCUCCACAUUCUGGCCAAGUCUCUGUGCCAGCAUUUCCCGGAGCUGCUUAACUUUUCCAGAGACCUCCCCACAGUGCCUCUGGCAGCCAAGGUGAACCAGAGGGUGGUCACCACAGAGUUGAGUGACCUUCAGGCGAUCAUCCUGGACAUCAGAGCAGCAUGUCUGAAAAUCCCGCUCACCUCUGAGGACCACUUUGCUUCUGUCAUGAGUAGUUUUUUGGAGAACAGCCACCCCGCAAUACAGUCUCUGGAGUCCCUGCAGAGCCGAGCGAUGGAGGAGUUCUCCAAAGUGGCCUCCUUCUUUGGAGAAGACAGCAAAUCCACCAGCACAGAUUCCUUUUUUGCUAUUUUCGCAGAGUUCAUUUCUAAAUUUGAGCGAGCCCUCAAUGAGACUCAGACCCCCGAAAAUCCCAGAAGUCCAAGACUGUCCUCCCCUCUGGCCUGGUAGAUGCAACACAGUCCAAACCCCACUACCAAAGUGCCAAAAAUCACACAUGGUGACGCCCCCCCCCCAAAAAAAAA
Molecule: messenger RNA, 4556 nt
Organism: Hippocampus zosterae (dwarf seahorse)
Lineage: Eukaryota; Metazoa; Chordata; Actinopteri; Syngnathiformes; Syngnathidae
Gene: grid2ipb
Product: glutamate receptor, ionotropic, delta 2 (Grid2) interacting protein, b
Exons: 26
Coding region: 73-4482 (1469 amino acids)
Molecular function (GO): protein binding
Source: RefSeq, a predicted model, not a curated record